AUGGAGGAAGAUCCUCCUCCGGUUGAGGAGCGGCGGCGGCUCCAGCAGGAGCUGAGCGACUUCGUGGAGAGUUGCUGCCGGACACUGGAGGAGGUGACGGCGUCGCUGGGCUGGAGCCUGGACCGGUUGGACCCUGGGGACGAGGAGGAGGCGCCGGAGGAUGAAGUUGUGAUAUGCCCUUAUGAUUCCAAUCAUCACAUGCCUAAAUCAUCUUUAGCAAAGCACAUGGUAUCGUGUAGAUUGAGGAAACUGGGCUACACCAAAGAAGAAGAGGAUGAGAUGUAUAAUCCUGAAUUUUUCUAUGAGAAUGUGAAGAUACCUUCAGUUACGUUGAAUAAGGACUCACAAUUCCAGAUAAUUAAACAAGCUAGAACUGCAGUUGGAAAAGAUGGUGAUUGUUAUAAUCAAAGGAUUUAUUCUUCUUUACCUGGUGAAGUUCCUCUGAAUCACAAACGGUUUGUUUGUGAUCUAACCCAAGCUGAUCGUCUCGCCAUCUAUGAUUUUGUAAUUGAGGAGACAACGAAAAAGCGUUCCAGUUCUCAAAUCAUUGAAAAUGACAGUGAUCUCUUUGUAGACUUGGCUGCGAAAGUCAAUCAAGAUAAUAGCCGGAAAAGUCCAAAAUCUUACCUUGAAAUCCUGGCGGAAGUGAGAGAUUAUAAAAGAAGACGCCAGUCCUACAGAGCUAAAAAUGUUCAUAUAACCAAGAAAUCAUACACUGAGGUGAUCCGGGAUGUGAUCAGUGUACACAUGGAAGAACUCAGUAGUCAGUGGCAGGAAGAGCAGGAAAAAGCCGAGGAUGAUGCUGAAAAGAAAGAAGAAAGGCGAUCAGCUUCAGUAGAUUCACGGCAGUCUGGUGGAAGCUAUUUGGAUGCUGAAUGUUCACGACAUAGAAGGGAUCGAAGUAGGAGCCCACACAAACGAACGAAAAGUAAAGAUAAGGAUAAAAACUGGGACUCAAGAAGAAAGAAAGAGAGGGAUGGGGAAAGACACCAUAGUCACAAAAGAAGAAAGCAGAAAAUAUAAAUGCAGUGUUUGUGUAUGUAUUAAUUAUGCCAUGAAAACCAGUAUGCUGAUAUUUUCGUUGUAAUUGCUUUGAGUAGGGGAAUGUAUUUUUCUGGUCUGUUUAGUGCUCAGAUCAUUCUUUUUCAAUAAAUACUUAGGUCCCAAACCAUGCCUAUACUAUUAUGCCCUGUAACUUUGCUUUCCUUAUUGUUACAGAUGAUUUGCUUCUUUUUAGUGAUUUUGUUUCAUUCUUUUUUGGUACUAAUGCAUCAUAACAUUCUUUAAUUAAAAAUUCAAUGCUUAAUUAUAUAAGUAAUACGUGAAUACAUUCUCAUUGUGAAAAAUUGGACCUUGUAAAUAAGGCUGAGUUACUCUUGGGGCACCACCUGCAAUCCCUCUGCCCACACCACAGGUAACUGCUGUUUCCUCUCCAUUGGUGAAUUC
Messenger RNA from Choloepus didactylus (southern two-toed sloth), 1446 nucleotides. Its product is annotated as U11/U12 small nuclear ribonucleoprotein 48 kDa protein-like. The transcript has a single exon. The record is from RefSeq and is a predicted model, not a curated record. The coding region runs from base 1 to 1023 and encodes 340 amino acids. Lineage: Eukaryota; Metazoa; Chordata; Mammalia; Pilosa; Megalonychidae. Gene Ontology annotation, cellular component: cytosol; nucleoplasm; U12-type spliceosomal complex.